Amoebophrya sp. A25 is the source of this 2161-nucleotide messenger RNA. NCBI's taxonomy places the organism in Eukaryota, Dinophyceae, Syndiniales, Amoebophryaceae. The record is from the annotation of a GenBank genome assembly.
AUGACGUCAUCCUCGACGCCAGUAAAUGCUGCCCAAAAUGUACCCACCAACAACGAUGGUUCUUGGCAUUAUGAGAUUUUUCCACAGUUUUCAUCCAUUGGCGAUUUGGAAGAGCGGAAACAAGGCCGAACGACGCACCUGCGUGUGUGGCCGGGCUCACGGUAUCUCUUAGACUGGAUGCAAAAAGACAAAGUCUUUACGCAGUCUCCUGGACAAAUUCUCCUAGAAGAAGAUUCGGAUUGUCCCCGAGUGUUGCAAACGCCGCGAACGUCUUCAACGUCGAGGACAGCGUGUACUGCCACAAGAUCAGCUAGGCGUAAGGAUGCUUCUUGCAACGAUGCCUUGGAAGAAGCGUCCCCAAGAGAUAAAGCUCUACCAGAUUUCGAAGCAUCAGACAAUCCGGGACAAGAACACGACUAUGAUGCUCACAUCUGGCGCGUUCUUGAGUUAGGCGCGGGUACAGGCUGGAUGGGACUUACACUGGCGGCAAACCUGGGCCCCAAUCGAGUGCACGUAACACUGACAGACCUCUUGCACGCCCUCCCUGCCCUCCGAGCGAACGUCCGCGAGUCGAAGCUCUCAAAUGUUUCCUGUGAUUAUGCUUGCAAAUUAGAGCGGGAAUACAUGAAGUAGAUCAUAGAGACUCACCAUUUCGUUGAGCCUUUAAGAUUCCUUCUCUAUUUCCUGGCAGAAAAACUACAACGCUCUAAUUUGCGGCAUGUGAUUGGCAAGAUUUUAUGCCGUCCUUCGACUCGUGUGACUCUGAGAAAACAACUCGUGCUACCAGAAGACCGACGGAAUAUGAUCUUGUGAUCGGAACAGAGCUUGCAUGGCAAAUAGUGGGAGCUAAGGCGCUACCGUGGGUACUCAAAGCACACAGAUCUGCGGGGGCUCGUGUGCUUUACGGGCACCAGCCAGCUUACAGCAAAGUGGCACAUGCUACAUUCUUGGCUACGUGUGAAGAAGCGGAAAUUCUUCUGCGCGACCGAACCAUCAAGCAACCCGUCAGUAGCACUGAAAAUAGGGAAGCAGGGGCAGCACCUUCUCUUGAAGAUAGGGAACUUUCUUCCGGACGGGUAUUGGAGCAAACCAAAGAAGAAGACAGCGACGAAGAGGCGCCGUACCUCCACACGCUGCUCAACGACCCAGAGGAAGAGGACAUUAAGAAGAGUAGCAGUUUUCUCUUUCAGUAGCAACAUGUUGGCAUUUGCAGAUUCUCUAGUAACAAGUAGGAGGUUUGUUUUAUUGCUAGAAAUAGUUCCUCCUGCUCAGCUUCUCAAGGAGAAGGGCUAGCUUAAUUGUAAUUCUCUAGAUACCACGUGAGUGAGCAUGGUGCUGAAAGUCUACCUCUAAAUACGAGAACUCUGCCCGCAGUGUGCGAACGACUCAGGGAUUUACAAUAUAUGAAAUCAACUUGCUAUAGAUGACGUAGUGAAUGUGACUGUUUCUUGUUUUUACGCAGUUCCUUGUAGGAUCGAAAGUAAGUGUCAGACGACGAGAAUUCUUACAACAUAUUUACUGUGUUAGUGUUCUUCUACAACCAAGGCGAAUUCAUGGGGCACCACGAGUGUGAAAGUAACCGGCCUGACGCUACAACACAAAUGUACUAGAGGUGCCAACGAGUAUACACUACCUGCUAUUUGUAUCUUUAGAAUUACAUUGUGAUUAUCAUGAUUUUGAUAACUACUUUAAUGAUUGAUAAAGGAUUUGAGCAGAACGAAAUCAAGUGAAAGCUGAGUCCCGUCGCAGUGAGUUCUUCUGUUUGUUUACCUUUAUUAUUUUCCUGAGGAGGUCCCCCCAUCGCGACAAUAUCCUUGGCCCUUACUCUCGUUUAUGAAAUAUGUUUAUCGAUCAUCAUAUUUGUGGCAGUUCCUUCUCAAAUUUUUAUCUAAUGUGCUUUUAGUAAUUGAGAAGGCUCGUCGAAAGGUUAAUACUGAUCGAAUCAUGUUUCUUGUGAGUAAGUAGUUAUUUUCAUAGUUUUUCUCAGACACGUUCUUGGCAACAAAAUUUGAGCCUGAAAAAGUAAUGGUUACCUCGAGCCAUCGCACUAUCCAGUUGUGAGAAGAAUUAAUGACCCUGCGCGGUGUCGUAUGCACUGACACCUUUACCACCCCUCCAGCACUCUCAGACCGAAGGCGCGCCUGAUCUUCAUGAAGAAAAU